AUGAACCCGGAGUCUUCGGCCGUGCCUCGGCCUUACAGCUCCUUUAGCAACCUCCAGAAGAAAUACAUCGUCUUCACAGCGGCCGGGGCUGGUUUUUUUUCCUCUUUGUCGGCCCAGAUUUACUUCCCGGCCUUGAAUGCGUUGGCUCAGGAUCUGGGUGUGUCAUCGUCCUUGAUCAACCUGACAGUCACCAGUUACAUGAUCUUCCAAGGAAUUGCGCCCAUGUUUCUCGGCAGCUUUGCAGACCAAACUGGCCGUCGACCCGCCUACAUCAUCUGCUUCGUCAUUUAUAUCGCGUCAAACAUUGGACUCGCAUUGCAGGAGAAUUACCCCGCCCUGAUUGUGCUGCGAUGUCUACAAAGUUCCGGAAUCAGCAGUAGUGUGGCGCUGUCUGCGGCGACCGUUGCCGAUGUCAGCACCAAAGAGGAGCGAGGAUCAUACAUGGGCAUUGUUAUGGCAGGAAACUUCUCGGGACCAGCCAUUGGCCCCAUCAUUGGUGGUCUACUCGCCCAGUAUCUCGGCUGGAAGUCGAUUUUCUGGUUCCUGACCAUCGCAUCCGGUGUUUUCUUGGUGCCUCUCCUCUUGUUCCUUCCGGAGACCGCACGGAAUGUCGUCGGGGACGGUUCGUAUCCGGCACAGCCAUGGAACCAGCCCUUCGUUCACUACUUCUACCGUAACAACGCAUCCAAGCAGCCUUCCUCUCCCGCGGAGAGUCUCAACCAGUCCGACAGCAGCGACUUGCCAGAAAAGCCACAGCACAAGCUCCGAUUCCCUAACCCGCUGAAACCGCUUGUGAUCGUGUUCCAUCCAAACUCGAUCAUCGUCCUUUUGGUCACGGGAGUCAUCAUGGGUGGCAAUAUGACCGUUCUCUCGUCCAUCACGGAGAUGUAUACCACGGAGUACAACCUAAGCAUCCUCCAAAUCGGCCUCUGCUACAUCACGCUAGGCACCGGGUCCAUCCUAGCCUCCGUAGUGACAGGCCGUCUCCUGGACUGGAACUACCGGCGCAGCGCCGCCAAACGCGCCGGCCCAGACGCCACCCCCGAACAAAUACAGUCCCAAAAAGAGUCGGUCCCUGUCGAGAAAGCCCGCAGCGCCAUCACCAUCCCACUAGUCAUCAUGGGCAGUCUGACUGUGCUGGCAUUUGGCUGGGUGGUCAACUACGGGGUGCACCUCGCGGCGCCCGAGGUGCUCCUGUUCUUCAUCGGCAUGGGCCAGACUGGUGGCUUCAUUUCCACCUCCACGCUGCUUGUCGAUUUGCAUACGUCUCACCCGGCUGCUGCGACUGCCGCGAAUAAUAUGGUGCGGUCUUUCUUUUCGGCCGCGGCAUCGGCGGCCAUUGAUCCCAUGCUGAACGCCAUGGGUCGGGGAUGGGCCUUCACGCUGGUGGCGUUCAUUUUACUAGGGACGAUCCCGUUCCUUUUAUUGCUUUGUGGAAUGGGGAGUCGAAAGGAAAAGAACAAUGCUGCCGGGCGAUCGAAUGAUUGA
Molecule: messenger RNA, 1488 nt
Organism: Aspergillus chevalieri
Lineage: Eukaryota; Fungi; Ascomycota; Eurotiomycetes; Eurotiales; Aspergillaceae
Exons: 2
Coding region: 1-1488 (495 amino acids)
Biological process (GO): transmembrane transport
Molecular function (GO): transmembrane transporter activity
Source: RefSeq, a predicted model, not a curated record